AUGGCCAGGCCACUCCAAUUCAAGUGGGGGCAGAGUUCUGAAAGCACCCCACUCCCAACACCAACAUUCUCCUCUGAAAGUGAGAAGAAGAGACAAGAUGAUAAAGAGGUGUUUGGGAGCAUUCUCAGCAACCUGGAGAAAGGAGGAGGACUGUCCAAGGCUGGGGUUGUGAACCAACCACUGUCUAUGAAGGAGGUGACAGAAAAGAAGUCGAGGAGAAGCGCUCUGGUCAUCGUGGAUCCUAAGGAAACUACGCAAGUAAAAUCCUAUGAAGGAACCAUCAGAGUCACUUUGGAGGAAGCGGCGGCGAAGAAACAACUUGAAGAGGCUGAAGAGAAGAAGAAGAAGAAGAAGAAGAAGAAGAGUAAGGAAAAGAAGGCUGGAGGAGAUGAGCCAUCUCUUCUAAGCAGAGCAGAGAAGAAGAUUAAAGAGAAGAAGGAUGAAGAAGAUGAGGAGGCCAGGCAGAAGAAGAAGCAAGAAAAUAGUGAGAAAAGAAUGCAGGCGGGAGAAAAGGCACCUGAAGAAGGAAGAAGAAAGGAAAAAGAGGGCUGUAAGCCCAGAGCUAGACGGUGA
Molecule: messenger RNA, 573 nt
Organism: Benincasa hispida (wax gourd)
Lineage: Eukaryota; Viridiplantae; Streptophyta; Magnoliopsida; Cucurbitales; Cucurbitaceae
Source: RefSeq, a predicted model, not a curated record